UGCCAUAUUCGUUAACUCUAACAGAAUCCAGGCAAAGAAGAUUGCAGAAAAAGAAGUGGAAAUGGAAGAAAAUACAUCAUGGGAAGAAAAAAAUACCACAGAAACUGAAAAUAACUUCAAAGAAGGAAAGACAUCAUGGGAAAAUCUGCGUCGUGUGGACUCCAUGAAUUUGGAGGCUGGAAGAUUGACUAUGUCUCACGCUCACCAUUCUGAUAAGGUUGAUUGGAGGAUUACCCUGAGUUUGGCAUUUCAGAGCAUUGGAGUGGUAUAUGGAGAUAUAGGAACCUCGCCACUUUAUGUAUAUGGAAGCACUUUCACCAAUGGUAUCGGUGUAAAAGAGGACAUUCUGGGGGUAUUAUCCCUUAUCAUUUACACAAUAAUACUACUGCCCUUGCUUAAGUACGUCUUCAUUGUGUUGCGGGCCAAUGACAAUGGCGACGGGGGAACAUUUGCACUCUAUUCAUUGCUAGCACGAUAUGCAAAAGUGAGCUUAAUUCCAAAUGAUCAGCCAGAGGACAGGCAACUUUCCAAUUACAGUCUUCAAAUCCCGUCCAAGCAGUUGAGCCGUGCUGAAAAUAUUAAAAAUAAACUCGAGAAUAGUAAAACUAUUCAACUCGUACUUUUCCUGAUUACCAUCCUGGGAACUUCCAUGGUCAUAGGAGACGGUAUUCUCACACCAUGCAUUUCAGUUCUUUCAGCAGUGGGCGGCAUCAAGUCACUUGGCCAAGAUGCUGUUGUGGGGAUUUCAAUAGCAAUCUUGGUUAUCCUCUUCUCUGUUCAACGAUUUGGAACCGACAAAGUAGGCUUGUCAUUCGCUCCAAUUAUUGUCUUGUGGUUUUUGUUCAUCAGCGUCAUAGGUCUCUACAAUUUGUUCAAAUAUGAUUUGAGUGUAUUAGGUGCUUUAAAUCCAAAAUAUAUGUUUGAUUACUUCAAAAGAAAUGGGAAGCAGGGAUGGAUUUCACUUGGUGGAGUUGUUCUAUGCGUUACUGGCGCUGAAGCUAUGUUCGCUGAUCUAGGCCACUUUAAUGUUAAAGCAAUCCAAAUUAGUUUUUCUGGCGUCGUGUUUCCUGCUUUACUAUGUGCUUAUGCUGGGCAAGCAGCAUAUCUUACCAAAUUCCCUGAGGAUGUGUCUGAUACGUUCUACAAAUCAAUACCAGGUCCACUAUAUUGGCCAACAUUUGUUGUUGCUGUAGCUGCUGCAAUUAUUGCCAGCCAAGCCAUGAUAUCAGGAGCAUUCACAAUCAUCUCUCAAUCAUUAAUUCUCGGUUGCUUUCCCAGGGUUAAGGUUGUUCACACUUCUGCUAAAUAUGAGGGUCAGGUUUACAUUCCUGAGGUCAACUACCUGCUCAUGAUUGCUUGUGUUCUUGUCUGCUGGGGAUUCAGGACUACAGAGAAGAUUGGAAAUGCAUAUGGAAUUGCUGUGGUUGCUGUUAUGGUGAUCACAACUUUUAUGGUUACGCUUAUAAUGCUUGUUGUAUGGAAGACAAGGGUAUGGUGGAUCGCUCUCUUCUUCGCCGGAUUUUUCUUUGUUGAGUGCACAUACCUGUCAUCUGUGUUGUACAAAUUCAAAGACGGGGGGUACCUUCCACUGGCAUUAUCAUUUUUCCUUAUGAUAGUUAUGGGAAUAUGGCAUUAUGUACACAAAGAAAGGUACAUGUAUGAUCUUAAGAACAAGGUUUCCAGUGAAUACAUUAGACAAAUGGCUGCAAACCCGGCUAUAAACAGGAUUCCAGGGAUGGGACUUCUGUACUCCGAACUCGUACAAGGCAUUCCUCCAAUUUUCCCCCACUUCAUUGCCAACGUACCAUCCAUACAUUCAGUUCUAGUGUUUGUUUCAAUUAAGUCGAUUCCAAUUAGUAAAGUAGCAUUGGAGGAGCGGUUCCUGUUCCGACAAGUUGAGCCAAGAGAGUACAGAAUGUUCAGGUGUGUUGUCAGGUAUGGAUAUAAAGACGCAAUCGAAGAGCCCCAAGUUUUUGAGCGCCAGUUGGUUGAAGGCUUGAAGGAAUUCAUCCGCCAUGAACACUUCAUUCGCGAAGGAGGGGACACUGAAUCAGUGGCUGAACAAGGAAACACCACGGGUUCCGCUCAACUAGCGAAAGACGGGAAACCAGGAGAAGCAGAAAUGCAAUUUGUGCAUAAGGCAAUGGAGAAAGGCGUAGUUUAUCUGCUGGGAGAAGCAGAAGUGGUGGCAGAACCCAGUUCAUCCUUGCUGAAAAAGUUUGUUGUCAAUCAUGCGUAUGCUUUCCUAAGGAAUAACUCUAGACAAGGACAAAAAGUUUUAGAAAUCCCAAAAACUAGAAUUCUCAAGGUUGGAAUGACAUAUGAGAUAUGAUAUCAAAGGCUGUAAAUUAUGUGUGAUUUACUUCUGUUACAGCUGAAAACAAAUUGUGGGAUUUGCUUUAUCAUAUGAUGAAAAUUUAUAUUAAUUAGUUGCAUUAAAAUCAUAUUAUCAAGUAAUCAAUUUGUUCUUUCAAAAAAGAAAGUACUAAAUUUGUUCCUACAAGGUGAUGUUCCUUUCCUGAACUAAACUUUAAUAGGUAAUUUUGGGAUAUGCUACUCUAUUUCAUGCAAGAUAAAGAUAAAAGAUGGUUGCAAAUAUAUGCAAUUUAUAGAUUGGAAAGUUUGGCAUUUGCCGUAAAGGGUUGGAACUGUUAAUGCAAAGAAGGAAGAGUGCAGAAGAUGUGUAGCAAGAUACAAGAAUUCUAGUGUCUGAACCCUUGCUCAAGUUCAUAAAACCUGACGAGCACCAAGCUGUUAAUGGCCAAGAUUCAAGAUAGAACGAGAAGAUAAAAAGAUGAGAAGAGAUUCAGAAGAAGCAGAAGAAAUUAUCUAGAGAGAGCGAAAGAGAAUUAUAUAUAGUUAACAAAAGAAUUGUACUUCUGUUAUUGCUUCAAUGAAUAUUCUACAUCUAACUGAUUCCUUUUGUGCA
Ricinus communis (castor bean) is the source of this 2929-nucleotide messenger RNA. RefSeq names its product potassium transporter 5. Bases 62 to 2332 code for a protein of 756 amino acids. NCBI's taxonomy places the organism in Eukaryota, Viridiplantae, Streptophyta, Magnoliopsida, Malpighiales, Euphorbiaceae. Gene Ontology annotation, molecular function: potassium ion transmembrane transporter activity. Gene Ontology annotation, biological process: potassium ion transmembrane transport. The record is from RefSeq and is a predicted model, not a curated record. Gene Ontology annotation, cellular component: membrane. The transcript has 9 exons.